UGUGUUUGUAUGUCUGUGUGUGUGUGUGUGUGGUGCAGCAGCAGCUAUAGCGGUCACGUGUUCUUCUGAGGGAGACGGAGGUGGCUGGAGCUGGGAGAGGGGGUGGCGGGCUGCGCUCCCGGGGACUCGAGCACAGACGCUUGUUUUGAUUUAUUUCACAAGGAAAGACAGAUUGGUGGGGGAGAGGAGGCUUUUGCAGAAACUCCACGAAGUACAGCGUCGCUCUCCUGGUUGUUUCUCUCUGCCUAUCUGCCUCAAGCAACAGCCUUGCCGGGCAGGGUCCAGUCGUGCACCCCAGGAGGAGAGGGGGGGAGACAGAGGGCUCCAGUUUCCACCGCGGGUUGGAGGAGCAGGAGGGGUGUGUGAGUGCAUCUACCUGCCCUCCUCUUCCCAGUACAUGCCAUGGGACUGAAUGAAGACACGCACGGACAGUAAAAGCCUUAGCAGCGGUGACAUUGUGGCUUGGAUUGUGGAGUGAGCCGGUGGGAGAGAAGGAUUACGUGGAAGAAGGAGCUCGGAUAACAGAGAGGAUCGCUGUCCCCCCCCCCUUCCAGAGGGAACGCAAAGUACACUGCAGUGCUGGCAGCUUCAAACUUGGACCGACAGACCAGAGUAUGGCUUCCCCCUGGCUAUGUACAUCAGCCCUCCUUCCAUUGGGUUUCGUUGGGCUAGCUCCUAAGGAGUUCCAUCUCUCGCUGUCACUGAAUUUGUGGAUGUAAAAAAUCAGAACCACCUAAGGGAUAUACAAAUGCAACGCUGCAGAGUGAACUUCAAGGAUUAACUCAAGUAUUUUUUUUUUCUUCACAAGUGGUGCUGAUUGAUCUGUGAAUUUGUACACUGUACACAUGCUUUAAAGAGAAUUCUUCAUCAUUUUUGAGAUUUCUGUCUUGGUUGGUACCAUGGCUAGCCCCACAGAUCCACAGGCUCAGGAGAACUUUUCUGAUGUCAGAAAGGUGGGCUAUCUAAGAAAACCUAAGAGCAUGCACAAGAGGUUUUUUGUGCUCAGAUCUGCCAGUGAGUCAAGUUUGGCCCGUUUGGAGUAUUAUGAAAAUGAGAAAAAGUGGAGGCAUAAGUCUGGGGCCCCAAAGAGGUCAAUCCCUCUAGAGAGCUGCUUUAAUAUCAACAAGAGGGCUGAUUCUAAAAACAAACAUUUAGUUGCUUUGUACACAAAGGAUGAAUGCUUUGCAAUUGCUGCUGAAUGUGAACAAGAACAGGAGGGUUGGUAUCAGGCUCUAGUGGAUCUUCACAACCGUGGUAAGACCCACCACCAACACCAUAAUCACGAUGGUGCGGCCAAUGGUGUGCACGAUAGUUUAAAUGGAGAUGAAGUUUAUGGGGAGGUAACUCCUCCAGGACUGGCUUUCAAAGAAGUAUGGCAGGUGAUCAUGAAGCCCAAGGGUUUAGGACAAAUCAAGAAUUUAGUUGGUAUUUACCGCCUGUGCCUCACCAACCGAACAAUAAGUUUGGUGAAACUAAACUCCGAUGCAGCAGCUGUGGUAUUGCAACUUAUGAAUAUUAGGAGAUGUGGGCAUUCCGAAAAUUUUUUCUUUAUAGAAGUUGGUCGGUCUGCAGUCACAGGAGCUGGUGAAUUCUGGAUGCAAGUGGAUGAUUCGGUAGUUGCUCAGAACAUGCAUGAAACCAUACUAGAAGCUAUGAAAGCUUUAAGUGAUGAAUUUCGGCCUCGGAGUAAGAGUCAGUCUUCAUCCAACUGCUCUAAUCCUAUAUCUGUACCUCUUAGGAGGCAUCACCUUAAUCAUCCACCACCCAGCCAGGUAGGGCUAAAUCGAAGAGCUCGUACAGAGAGUGUUACCGCCACAUCACCGGCAGGAGGUGCAGCAAAGCGUGGCUCAUCCUCUUCUUUCAGAGUCCGGGCAUCUAGUGAUGGAGAAGGAACAAUGUCAAGGCCAGCCUCCAUGGAAGGUAGCCCAGUUAGUCCCAGUGCAAGCAGAACUCAGUCACAUCGGCAUCGGGGUAGUUCUCGACUUCACCCACCUCUUAACCAUAGUCGGUCUAUACCAAUGCCAGCAACUCGCUGCUCUCCAUCAGCUACAAGCCCUGUCAGCUUGUCCUCCAGUAGUACCAGUGGACAUGGUUCCACUUCUGAUUGCAUGUGCCCUCGUAGAUCCAGUGCCUCAGUUUCUGGUUCCCCCAGUGAUGGUGGUUUUAUUUCUUCAGAUGAAUAUGGUUCAAGCCCUUGUGAUUUUAGAAGUUCCUUUCGCAGUGUAACGCCAGAUUCUUUGGGUCACACUCCACCAGCUAGGGAGGAAGAGCUAAAUAAUUAUAUUUGCAUGGGCAAAUCCAGUAGUCAUCUCCAGAGAGCUCAGCAACAGAGGUACCAACCAAGCCGAGGUGAAGAGCACAUUGACUUUGACAAGAUUUUUAGAAAGAGGACUCACUCCUCAGGAACAUCUCCUCCUACAGUUUCACACCAGAAGACCCCAUCACAGUCCUCUAUUGAGGAAUAUACAGAAAUGAUGCCUGCUCACCCUGUUCGUUUAACAUCAUUUAGGCAUUCUGCAUUUGUACCCACCUACUCCUAUCCAGAAGAGUGCCUAGACCUCCAUUUGGAGGGGAGCAGAGCUAACCACAAGGAUGAUGGCUAUAUGCCUAUGUCACCUGGAGUCGCUCCUGUGCCUACAAAAACAAAUGACUAUAUGCCUAUGAGCCAUAAGAGUGUGUCUGCCCCUCAACAAAUUAUUAACCCAAGACGGCAUUCAUCUAUAGAUUCAAAUGGUUAUAUGAUGAUGUCACCCAGUGGUAGCUGUUCUCCGGAAAAUACCAAUUACAGCAAGAUAUGGACCAAUGGUACCAACCCAAAGUUGUCCAUAGAUAGCAUUGAGUGCAAACUGCCUUGCAGUGACUACAUUAAUAUGUCACCUGCUAGUGGCUCCACUACAAGCACACCUCCAGACUCUUAUCUGAAUUCUGUUGAAGAGUCAAGCAAGCCUGUAUAUUCCUACUUUUCCUUGCCCAGGUCCUUCAAACAUGUUCACAGGAAAAGUGAAGAUAGCAAUUUGCGCAUCUCUGCAAAUUCUGGACAUAAUCUAUACACAGAAGACUCUUCCUCCUCUUCCACAAGCAGUGAUAGUUUAGGGGGCCAGGACCCUCAGCAACCUGUAAAAGGGGAGGCCUGCAUUCAGGGAAAGAGAUUGCCUAGACCCACCAGGCUUUCAUUGGAAAGCAGCAGCAAGGCCAACACCCUGCCCAGGGCAAGAGAACCUGCUCUGCCUCCAGAGCCAAAAAGUCCUGGGGAGUAUGUUAAUAUAGCGUUCAAUGACAAAGUAUUUUUGGGGGGCUUGGUGCCUUCUAUGUAUUCCCUUCCUUUUGUGCAGAGCAGAGUUGUUCCUCAAAGGGAGAACUUAUCUGAAUACAUGAAUAUGGAUCUUGGUGUUUGGAGAGCUAAAACAUCCUAUGCUUCCACGUCAUAUGAACCAACAUACAAGCCGGUUAGCUCAGCAUGCCCUACUGAAACUUGCAGUAGUAGUCGACCACCUAUUCGAGGGAAGCCAAUCUCGCGAGACUAUAUGAGCAUGCAACUUAGUUCCCUGUGUUCGGAUUACAGCCAAGUCCCACCUAUCAGGAUUACAGCCAAAUCCAUAACUCUUUCUUCUAGUAAAAGUAAUUAUGCAGAAAUGUCAAGUGGCGGAGUUUCUGAUAAUAUUCCUGCUAUUACCCCAACUUCUAACUCUAGUCUGUCUGAAGCAUCUCACUCUUCUCUUUUGGGCCAGGGCUCUGGCCCCAGCGCCUUUACUCGAGUUAGUCUAAGCCCAAACUGCAAUCAGAGUGCCAAAGUCAUCAGGGCUGGGGACCCACAGGGUAGGAGGCGGCACAGCUCAGAGACAUUCUCUUCUACUCCUACUACAGCCAGAGUUACCCCUGGCCCAGUUUCUGUGGAGGAUGUCAAGAGACACAGCUCUGCCUCCUUUGAAAAUGUGUGGCUUAGGCCAGGAGAGAUUGCCAGGAGAGAUUCCCUUCAGCCUUCUGAUCACACACAUAAUGGCCUGAAUUAUAUUGACUUGGAUCUAGCUAAGGAUUUGAGUGGCCUGGAUCAUUGCAACUCCCACCAAUCUGGGGUAAGCCACCCAUCAGAUGACCUAAGUGAAUACGCCAGCAUCUCUUUCCACAAGCUGGAGGAGCACCGGAGUCGGGCAGAAACAGAAGAAUAACAACCUCUGCAACCUCAGCAAAUAACCCUUUCAAUCUCACGGAUUACAGACUCUCCGGAACCUUUACACAUCACAACAAGGACCUCACAUUCAAGUCAAGUAGAUGGUACGCUGCAUCCAGUUCACUUUGUUUACUUUACACGCAAACCUCAGGAGUCCGUUGACUGAACCGCACCUUCCAUGUUGUGCCAAGCGAAAAGCACUGUGACGUCUGAACACAAAGAGAGUCUUCUCCACUUCCCUCAAUCUGUAACUCCCAGCACCCUGUCUGCUGUGAAUGGACCUACAGCACCUCGCACAUAUUCACUCAUUCAAUUUAUGUUGCUGCUGAAGAUUACAAAAAAGAAACCGUAUUGCAAAUCUUUGUUGUAAAUUAUUACGUAUAAAACUUGUUAAUAAUGGUUGGUGAAAAUUAAAUAUUUAACAUAGGUUUUGAUUUAUACAUGUACUUUUUUUAAUUAAUUUUUUUUUUUUUUUUUGCUAGUUCACAUCUUUUUUGAUGUGGGACAUUAAGGUAUUCUUUUUCUAAACAGAUGGGGGUAAUUGCUUAAAUGAUUCUAAAAAAAGACUAUAGGUAGGUACUAUUUUCCUUUUUAAGAUUGUUAUAGAGAAAAACGUGUCCUAGAUUGCUAGGGUGCUUAUUUUCAGCCCUGUUUAGAGCUCUACCAUAACCCCCAGUAACCCAACAGUUUUGCACUUCCGACAACGAGGCGCUUAACCCCUUCAGUGCCAAAUAGGGCUGCAGCACGAAAGGGAUCAUGUCAUGAAACUUGAGAGCCCUGACCUGUAUACUUAUGGGUUUGAAAAUCACAAACCUCAUUGCACAGGUACCAGAAAUAAAAUCAAGUCUUCCAUUGUAUAUACUGUAAGAAAGAUAAAUAAAAGCAAAAAAAAAAAAAAAAAAGGGAAAAUGGAAACACGUUAAAAAAGGAGAAAAAAAAAAAGCAGAAGAUAAAACAAGUGUUUAAAUCAAAAGUCCCUGGAAUGAGCAAUGUGGUUGUUUGUAAAUUCUGAAAAAACUUUCUAUACAUAAUAAACUAGAUACUGUUUAAUUUUC
Messenger RNA from Xenopus laevis (African clawed frog), 5223 nucleotides. RefSeq names its product insulin receptor substrate 1-B-like (gene irs1.S). The record is from RefSeq and is a predicted model, not a curated record. Gene Ontology annotation, cellular component: plasma membrane; cytosol. NCBI's taxonomy places the organism in Eukaryota, Metazoa, Chordata, Amphibia, Anura, Pipidae. The transcript has 2 exons. Gene Ontology annotation, molecular function: signaling receptor complex adaptor activity; signaling receptor binding; insulin receptor binding. The coding region runs from base 900 to 4166 and encodes 1088 amino acids. Gene Ontology annotation, biological process: positive regulation of signal transduction; insulin receptor signaling pathway.